AUGGAAUCUCUAUUUCAAUAUAAACGUAUCAGACAAUCUGUGCGCGACCAACUAGCUGAAACCAAAGAAAAAUGCAGUUGUGAAAAUUAUACACUUGGAUCACCACAUAGCUCAAGAUGUGACUUACACAAUGUCUCACCCAAAGAAAAACUCCCCACUGAUGCCCUCAUCAUUGUGGACUGGGAUAGUGACAAUGAUCCCUUGAACCCUGCAAACCAAACCGUGUCGCGGAAGAUGUGUAUGACCCUUCUGGUCACUUUAAUUGCUUUUUCUGUAACCGCCGCGUCCGCGAUUGAUGCUUGCGGUAUCCGACAAUACAGUGAAUACUUCAAUGUAUCUGAAGUAGUUGGGUCUCUUGCGACAGGUCUGUUUCUGGUCGGUUUUGGGGCCGGCUCUCUCCUUUCAGGCCCAUUCUCCGAGACGUUUGGCCGGAACACCGUCUACCUAACAACCAUGGUCCUUUUUCUGAUAUUCAUAAUGGCCGCGGCGCUCGCUCCAAAUAUCCACAGCCACCUGAUCUUCCGUUUUCUUGCGGGUUUCUUUGGCUCUACUCCACUCACCUGCGCUGGAGGUACGGUAGCGGAUUUGUGGAGCCCAUUACAAAAGACGUAUGCUUUUCCAGCCUACGCUAUUCCAUCAUUCGUGGGGCCAAUGGCUGGGCAGAUAAUAGGCAGCUAUAUUCCUAUACAUUUGGGAUGGCGUUGGCUUGAGUGGAUUAUGCUUAUUAUGGGAGGUGCGGUUCUUCUUGUUAUUCUUGUGCUCCAGCCAGAAACAUACGGACCUCUCAUUCUGUAUUGGAAAGCAAAGAUUCUCCGCGAAGAAACUGGGGACGACAGAUACAAAGCGCCAAUGGAGAUGAAAAACGAAGCUUUGGGCCGGCGACUGCUGGUCUCGGUGUAUCGGCCAUUUGCGCUGGUUUACUCCGAGUUGAUUAUCAUCCUGAUGUCCCUCUACCUUACUGUUAUCUAUAUUGUCCUCUUCACCUUUCUAGAGGGAUAUACAUACAUUUUUGGUGAUACGUAUGGGCUUUCACAGGAGAUGACUGGCAUACUCUGGGCGGGGAUGCUAUGUGGCAUUCUUCUUGUCGGGUGCCUGGUUCCGGUAGUAUACUCUUGGACUGCCAAAGAGUACAAGAAGACUUCUACUAUUGCUCCUGAAACACGAUUGUGGUAUGCAAUGUUGGGUGGUGCUCCUGCGGUGCCAAUAAGCUUGUUCUGGAUGGGUUGGACCAGCUAUCCGUCCAUUUCGAUUUGGUCUCCUAUCAUUGCCUCCGCCUUGUUUGGAUACGGAAUCACUACUAUUUUCAUCGUCACAUACAUGUAUAUCAUAGAUUCCUAUGGUGUAUACUCAGCAUCUGCAUUGGGGUUCCUUGUUUUUACCAGAUAUGUUGUGGCAGGCGGCAUGACGGUUGCUGGUGGGCCUAUUUACCGUUCUAUCGGUGUUCAUUACACCCUGACUAUCUUGGGGGGCAUCAGUACAGUUAUGGCCGCGAUUCCAUACUUGCUUUAUGUGUACGGGCCGACACUUCGCAAAUACAGCAAAUUUGCUGUCAACGUUGGUGCAGAUUAA
This is a messenger RNA of Penicillium crustosum, 1569 nucleotides long. RefSeq names its product MFS transporter. The record is from RefSeq and is a predicted model, not a curated record. The transcript is spliced from 4 exons. Bases 1 to 1569 code for a protein of 522 amino acids. NCBI's taxonomy places the organism in Eukaryota, Fungi, Ascomycota, Eurotiomycetes, Eurotiales, Aspergillaceae. Gene Ontology annotation, biological process: transmembrane transport. Gene Ontology annotation, molecular function: transmembrane transporter activity.